Messenger RNA from Aspergillus udagawae, 1092 nucleotides. RefSeq names its product putative allergen Asp F4-like. The record is from RefSeq and is a predicted model, not a curated record. The transcript has a single exon. Gene Ontology annotation, cellular component: extracellular region. NCBI's taxonomy places the organism in Eukaryota, Fungi, Ascomycota, Eurotiomycetes, Eurotiales, Aspergillaceae. The coding region runs from base 1 to 1092 and encodes 363 amino acids. Gene Ontology annotation, molecular function: IgE binding.
AUGAAGUGGGAGUCGUUCCUUUUGACAGCCAUCACCGCUGGCUCGGCCAUGGCUGGAGCACAUCAUGCGCACGAGCAUGCUCAUCGUCGUCAGCGUCUUGCUCACAAUGCAGAAUUGAUGGCCAGGCAGAUCGGCGCCCAUGCCAACCUGGCGAUCAGCACCAAGACUAUCGUCAACCUCGACGUUGUCACCAUGUACACCACUAUCACGCGACACCAUCCUGCCCCCGCGCAAACCACUACCGUGGCAGGCGCAAAGGCUUCCACUGCUGGCAGCCAGCCUCUCGCAGGCGUCAACCUCGGCGUUUCUGUGAACCUUCUAGAUGUUCUUCCGCCCACCACCAACACAGCCACUACGUUUAGUACUGGCACCAGCACCAGGACUAGGACCAGCAGCGCCACAGCGUCUGCUGCGAUCAGCAACUCCGGCAACAGCGCCAGCUGGACCUCCACUCCUUCAAAUGGCGUGUACUCGACCUCUGGCUUCGGCCAACGCACCACCUCAUCCGGCUCGGGGAUCGAGUACACCGGCAACGUCGGCAGCCCCUGGGGCAGCAACAUCAUCGAGGUGACCGCCUCCACGGCCUCACAGUAUAAGUACGUCGUGAAGUUUACAGGCAGCAACACCAAUGACUGGUUCGUCUCAUUCUGGAACAAGAUGGGCCCCGAGGGCAAGCUGGAUGGGUGGUACGGCCACUCGGCGCUCAACUUCACCCUUGCGGCUGGCGAGACCAAGUACGUUGCCUUUGACGAGAACUCGCAGGGAGGGUGGGGUGCCGCUGAGGGCGACUCGCUGCCGACGGAUGAAUACGGGGGGUACGCCUGUACCUGGGGAGAAUUUGAUUUUGGGAAUACCGGUAACGCUGAGUGGUCUGGGUGGGAUGUGUCUGCCAUCCAGGCGCAGAAGGCGGGUCUGACGGUGCAGGGGAUGAAGAUCUGUGAUUAUAAGGGAGAUGAUUGCUCGUAUAUCACGACUAAUGCCGCCAAGGUGGUGAAUGCGUACACGGAGGCGCAGGCAUCUGUUGAUGGCAUCGGGGGUAGUGUGAGUGCCGGCGCGGUGAGAUUAGUAGUUGAGGUGGAUUACAGUGGUUGA